AUGGCAUCUACCGCCGCCCCCCGCUGGGCCGCCCUCGCGCGCGACACCAACGAGACCAAGAUCCAGCUCGCCCUCAACAUUGACGGCGGCGCAUUCCCUCCCGACACCGACGCCCGCCUACUCAAGUCCGACGACUCCCACGCAUCGCAAAGCAGCAAGUCCCAGACCAUUGCCCUGAACACGGGCAUCGGCUUCCUCGACCACAUGCUGCACGCCCUGGCCAAGCAUGCCGGCUGGAGCCUGGCCAUCAACUGCCACGGCGAUUUGCACAUUGACGACCACCACACGGCCGAGGAUGUCUGCAUCGCGCUCGGCUCCGCAUACAAAAAAGCGCUCGGCACCCCCGUCGGCGUCGCCCGCUUCGGGUACGCCUACGCGCCCCUCGACGAGGCCCUCUCCCGCGCCGUCGUCGACCUCUCCAACCGCCCGUACGCCGUCAUCGACCUCGGCCUCAAGCGCGAGUUCCUCGGCAAGCUGAGCUGCGAGAUGGUCCCCCACUGCUUCGAGAGCUUCGCCCAGGCCGCGCACAUCACCCUCCACGUUCACUGCCUCCACGGCUUCAACGACCACCAUCGCGCCGAGAGCGCCUUCAAGGCCAUGGCCGUCGCCAUUCGCCAGGCUGCGUCGCACGUCAAGGGCAAGGAGGGCGAAGUGCCGAGUACCAAGGGUACUCUGAGCGCAUGA
Messenger RNA from Cordyceps fumosorosea ARSEF 2679, 684 nucleotides. RefSeq names its product imidazoleglycerol-phosphate dehydratase. The coding region runs from base 1 to 684 and encodes 227 amino acids. Gene Ontology annotation, biological process: L-histidine biosynthetic process. Gene Ontology annotation, molecular function: imidazoleglycerol-phosphate dehydratase activity. The transcript has 2 exons. Lineage: Eukaryota; Fungi; Ascomycota; Sordariomycetes; Hypocreales; Cordycipitaceae. The record is from RefSeq and is a predicted model, not a curated record.